CUGUGCGCACGUGUGGCUGUUGCGAAAACGUGGACUUAUCCGUGGUGGAUUUCAAUCCGUGGUGGAUUUCAAUGCUCGGGCUUUGCGCGGGGAAAAGCAGAACUAGGGUUUUGCAUCGUACGGCGUCGCUGUCGUGCACACGUUGAGGAGCCAUCAAAUCAGACCUGUGAGAAUUGCUGCCGCUCUGGCUAUACGCAGGACGAACCAAGAGAGAGAGAGAGAGAGAGAGAGAGAGAGAGAGAGAGAGAGAGAGAGAGAGAGAGAGAGAGAGAGCGCUGGCUAUACGUAGGACGAACCAAUAGAGUGUGUGUGUGUGUGUGUGAGAGAGAGAGAGAGAGAGAGAGAGAGAGAGAGAGAGAGAGAAACCAUUUCUUCAGACUGUUUUUGCGCACGAGGGUUUGUGUAGACAGGAGAGGGUAUCGAGCCGUUGAUCUCAGGUUUGAAACGGUGAAUCUCAAUCUGCAUAGUAAAUUGAUAUUGGAUGUCGCAGCCGCGUGUAACAGUCACUUUCGCUCCUAACGGACAGGUGUUCAGUAGAAUUGGGCCUGUGUCGCAAGCACCAGGCGGGCGAGGCAGGGGCAGGGGCAGAGGUAGAGGCAGAAUGUAUUCAGAUCGGAUAGUGGCGAAUGCCAGAAGACGACGAGAUCUUCAGUCGCGUCUUGGACCAUCGCGUGAUAAUGGAAUCAGAAAGAGGUUGAGGGGUGAAGAUGACAAGUGGGUCCAUGACCUUUAUCAGGACGCUGACAACAAUGCACUGACCGUUUCCCCAGUUCAGAAGGAGGAUCUGCGAGCGAGGCUGUCAGGUGGAAAUUCCAAUGCACAGUCAGCGAAGUCCGCCGUCACUCCGUCACGACAGUUCUCACAGACAGGGACCCAGGCAAAUGGAUCGCUGGCGUCAGGGGACCUGAGGAGAAAGCUCAUGCGCACAAACCAGACUCCGGCUGUGACCCCAUCCAGCAUGCAGCGUCUCAGCUCCGUUGUGCAGGACACGUUGCCGGCGAGAACGCCCGCUGUGCGCACAGUGCGAACGGUCACUAUGCAGACCCCGACUCCUGCUCAAGAUGGGACCCAGAGGUCUACCUUUAUUGGUGCGACUUCGGCUACCCGACAUUUGGCCAUCCAAGCGCAAGGGGCCUCCCAGCAGUCGUUCUACAGGCCAGCAGCAAGUGGGAGCAAAGGCAACCAGGAGCAAGGGGGAGUAGAUGGCCAGCGGGGGCGAGCAGUGGCAACUUUUCUACAGUCACUGGGACUGGGUAAAUACAUCCCAAGCUUUCAAGCAGAGGAGGUGGAUAUGGCGGCUCUACGACAUAUGACCGAGGAAGAUCUCAAAGAGCUUGGUGUUCCUAUGGGACCAAGGAAAAAGAUUAUGCUAGCCCUGAAGCAAUGAGCAAUUUUCGAGUGUCCGCUGAUGUGAGGUCGUGAUACCUUCACUUGACUACUGCUUGCCGGGCGGAGCUGAUGUGCGUGUAAUCAGCCUAUCCGAGUACCGGUGUCAUAUAAAGGGCCUGUUUCUGUAAAAUUGGCUUAAGUUCAGAUACUUUUUCUUAGACGAUAUCCAUAUCCACAGGCCGAGCGAAGCAUAUCUGUCCGCCUCGACGUACUCCUUCCUCUAUAUUUCACACAGAUUUUCUCCCUCUCAUUUUCUAAUUUGGGAGCGCACUAAGUGCACAGCUCGAGUGAUGGGUGUGUUUCCUGGAGUCAUUCCAGCUGGACGGACCAGUUGCGUUCCCGCAGGACCGAUUGUAUUCCAGAGUCGUUCCAGCUGGACGGACCCGUUGUGUUCCCGUGGCAUCGAUUGUAUUCCAGCCGCACACGUGGUCCUUACGGGUUGGUCCGGCCGGGUGAAAAGAGCGUUUCAACAAUGAUAAUGAUCGCGAACGUUAGGUCAAGGACUUGCACAGUUGCGGCUGCAAUUUCUUUCAAACACAUAGGUAGAGCGACGGGUAUGGUUCUUGGAGUCGUUUGAGCCGGGGUUAGUUGCGUUCCCACUGGACCGGUUGUAUUUGAGCUACGGACGUUGCCCUGCAAGUUGGACUGGCGAGGCGAAAAAACAAGCGUUUCAAUGAUGGUGAUUGUGACCUAGGCUGUAUUUGAGCUACAAACGCUGCGCUACAAGUUGGUCCCGCGAGGUGGAAAAACGAGCGUUUCAACGACGAUGAUCGGGAACGUUACGUUAGGUCAAGCACAUACACCGUUGCAGCUGCGAUUUCCUUCAAACGCACAGCUCGAACGGAAUGAUGGCUGUGGCAACUCUUGGAGUUGUUGGUCCAGCUGGGCCAGUUACGUUCCAACAGGACCAGUUGUAUUCCAGAUGGCACUUAUUGCUGGACAAGUUGGUUCGGCGAGGCGGGACGAGCAUUUCGAGGAUGAUGAUCGUGAACGUUGCACUAGGUCAAGGACAUACACAGCUGCAGGUGGGCUAGCUGCCAUCCCAGUGUGCGGAUUCACAUUUUGCCUCGUUCUUCUUCUUAGGCAUGCAGUCGAAAGUGGUGUCCUAAUGUAUUCGAAGUUUUCAAUUUUUGAAUCGCGUCGAAUUUUACCAAAUCUUCAGUUUUUUGAAUCGCAUCGAGUAAAGGAUGUGCGGAUGGAUGCGAGAAUGACAAGGGUCUGUGCAUGUUGUUCUGUUUGAUUUCUGUUGUGAAAUGGCUUUAUUAUAUUGCGGAUCGCUCGCUCUGUGAGUAUGGAUUACUAUGGAACUAGCCAAGGGCAAGCAGUAUGCGAUGAUCUGAUGCUAAUCAAUGUCUGGACACCGG
Chara braunii is the source of this 2753-nucleotide messenger RNA. The record is from the annotation of a GenBank genome assembly. NCBI's taxonomy places the organism in Eukaryota, Viridiplantae, Streptophyta, Charophyceae, Charales, Characeae.